AUGACAGACUCUUUAGGCAACUGCAACCUCCCGCCUACCCCAGCUUCGCUAGAUCCCCCCAAAGUGCAUAUCAAUGACCUUCCUCAUGAGAUCUUACUAGACGUGUUUGCCCACAUGCAGCCCGUGGAGCUCAAGGAUCUCCGAUUGGUUUGUCGAAAAUGGAACCUGGUGGUAUCAGAUAAGUCUGCUUGGGUCAAGGCAUUCCACAACCGUUUUGGCACUGGCAAUGUGUUUGCCUCUGUUACGGGCUCCUCCAUGUGGCUCACAGAGUACUUGGGCAGAGUGGCGAUGUCACGGAAAUGGAGCAAGGGUAAAACGUUUUCUCACUCGUAUGCAUUGGUCAACAACGAGUUUGGCAUGCGGGUGCCUCCCAAAGUGUUUGUGGACUUCAUUCACGAUCGACUCUUGACGUUUGCUCGAUUCUCGGGAGCCAUAUCCAUGUGUACGCUUUCCACGGGCCGCAACCAGACGUUUUUCCCUGAGAGUUCGGUUUUAUCCAUGGGCAUGGCGGUAGAUUGUAACUGGUCCCACUUGUGUGUGGGGAAGCCCAAUGGUGAGGUGUGUCUCAAGAACCUCAUAACUUCUUCCAACAGCGUUUCGGGAAAACAGUCAGUGACGAAUCUUCAGGGCCAGACAGACGAUCCGAUUAUGAUUCUUCGCAUGAACGAUGCAUUUGAUAAACAUAAGGAGAAGAUGGAGAUCGUGGCUGGCACCAAUGGCGGGCUUCUACAUAUGUGGAGUACCACCAAGCUCUUGAGGACGAUCUUCGUGAGUCAAACUUGUGGAGUACUCGAUGUGGUUAGUGACUUCUCAAAGACAGUCAUCGUGGUCACAGAAGAAGAGAUUGUUGCUUAUGAGUUGACCACUGGGGAGGAAUCCCAUCGUCUUUCUCAUGGCGUUGCAGCCACUGGAGAUACCGGCUUCUACAUUGACUUGGCUGGGAUGAACGUUGUGGCUCAUAGUGAUAGUAAAAUCAAAGUGUUCCAUCUCUCUGAGCAAGUAUACACGCGGGAAACCUCGGCCCCUGAUGGCUUAAGCAUCAUCAGUGGAAAGAUGCAGCAGACUCAGCAUAAAACAAGGCACCCCGAAAUUGCUGGUGGAGACGGGCGUCUUUUCGCUCUCGUUUUUUCGGAUGGGAGCGUCAGCACUUUCAAUAUUCGUGACACAGACAGCGAAAUCAAGUUUCUUACACGGAUAAUGCCUCGUCACGACGCUCCGCACGGGAUAUUCGACUGGACUGCUGUGGCCUUGAACAGUUCUGUGAUUGCGAUUGGGCUAAUUCCCAAUUGGGUCCAUUUCUACGAUGCCCACCUGGGCGAGUACCUACGAGAAGGAGCCAAGAUUCUGCGCAAGCUCUUCCGUGCUGGUGAGCCUCCCAUUCGACACAUUGAGUUUAGCCCUCUGCAAACAUCAGGAGUCGUCGUCAGCGGCAGCGUUGCUCAAUACUUCAAGUUUGGAGAAGACACCAAAGGUCAAAAGAAAAAACCAAACACGCCUCAAUCGGCAGAAGGGUCCUCCCGAAAUGCCAUGCAUCGUCAUAUCAAGGAUCAAUUGGCCGACUACGAAACGCUUGAACAUUCCCAACGUCAAGCCGAGCUAAUGGCAGACAGGUAUAAUGGAACAGAGCACGAGUCAGAGCUAGACGAGUUACGAAUGGCCAUGGCUCUUAGCGCCAGUAGCGCUCCCACAACAAGUGAGGAUGAAGAGCUUGAAAGAGUAUUGGCGCUCUCAAGAGAAGAGCUGGAAAGAGUCGUCACUCCAGUUGAAGGCGGGCUGUGGACACACGAGAUAUUUAAGCAACCUGCCACUGGCCAUCCAGGAGAAAUCAGAGAUGAGAGUGAUGAUGAUGAAGUGUUUCGGCGAGUAAUCGAGCUCCUGCUUCAUGACCAUUGA
This is a messenger RNA of Candidozyma auris, 1893 nucleotides long. RefSeq names its product SCF ubiquitin ligase complex subunit UFO1. The transcript has a single exon. The coding region runs from base 1 to 1893 and encodes 630 amino acids. Gene Ontology annotation, molecular function: protein binding. Lineage: Eukaryota; Fungi; Ascomycota; Pichiomycetes; Serinales; Metschnikowiaceae. The record is from RefSeq and is a predicted model, not a curated record.